UAUUUUUAAUACAAUUAAAUAUUCAAUAAAAAAAUCAUCCAUCUCUAAGUUACAUCUUGAUAUCAUAAAGAGCGAACGUGUAAAAAUUCUAUGAAAGAAUGAUUUAUUUUUAUUGCGAAAAUAUAUAAGCGACUUGGUCAACGUCACGUGGGCAUGAAUUAAACCAGAUUGAACCUAUGACGGAAAGCGAUUUUGUAUGGCGUUUUUUCAAUCGAAGUGUCCCUGGAAACUUUCGAAUAUUGAGACCGCAUUCGAAACGAGGGGAAUUUAAUGGCGGUUGAAGAGCCCCCACCCUGACCUCGUAUGCAGAGACAGCCAAGGUGUCAACAGGCGAGGCUGAACGGAGUUUACACGAUAAUUCUUGUCUGUUUGUAUUUGCACAUUUAUUUUACUACUUAUCGGCUUGUCAUAACAAUAUCUGAGUCACGAUAAUCGGGAUACAUAUUUUCAAAAUAACUGGCGUUCAGAGAAUGCAACUGUUCAAAGUAUAGCACGGUGCAGAUUUUUUUGACGUGUAUGUGUGUAUAUGACACUUUAUAUGAGCUUUUUACAACCGACUUACUCAAAAAACAGACCAAUGAACGUGGAUGAUGAGUUUUACUUUAUCAAGCAGCAGUGAGGCGAAUAUACUGUAAUGGGGUGGGUCUUGUCCACCACACUAUGGAUUACAAUAUGGAGUUGCCUGUUGCGGGGCUUCGAAUUAGCUCCGCAGACAUCUCCAAAACAAAUUCCAUGUGAUAAAACUAGGAAAGUUUUUACUGAUUCUUGGGGGAUCAUUAGUGAUGGACCUUUGGGCUCAAAUUAUACUCAAGAUUCCCAUUGUGAAUGGCUUAUAAAAGCAAAUAACAGCCGUCAGUUUAUCACUUUAAGUUUUCGUACCAUGGGAACAGAAUGUAGUUAUGAUUAUGUUUUUGUUUAUGAUGGAGAUUCUUUUCGAUCUCCACUCCUAGGUAGUUUCAGUGGAAAAACAGAACCACAACAAGUGACAUCAUCAUCUGGUUAUAUGUUAAUACUCUUAUACAGUGAUACAAAUUAUGUUUUGGAUGGCUUCCAUGCAGAAUUUUCAGUUACAAAUUGUUCAAAUAAUUGUACAAAUCAUGGAAAAUGUAUUGAUAAUACUUGCUUUUGUGAAAAUGAUUGGGGUGGCAGAGAUUGCUCCAGAGCUCUUUGUCCAAAUAAUUGUAGUUAUAAUGGAGAGUGUGGUUUAAAACGAUGUGACUGUCAAAAUGGAUACUCAGGACAAUCUUGUUCAUUACACAGAACUCAUCCUGAGGGCAACAAAUGGCACUGGCUUUCUCAUUCAGAAGGUGGAUUAAGACCACGAGCAGCACAUACUGCAGUUUAUAUAAAAGAAACUGAUUCUCUUUAUGUGUUUGGUGGCUAUGAUUUGAAUUAUAUACUCAGUAAUUUGGAAGUGUAUCGAUUUAGCGCAAGUCAAUGGGAAGACGAGUAUGGUAAUGAACUAGAAGGCAUCUCAUCUGCAGAAUAUUUGGAUCCUAUGCUUCUUGCUACUGAAUUAAAACGGACAGAUGCAGAUGAAAAAGAAUUAUAUGGUCUUCGUAAAUCGUCCCUUAUGUGGAAAGUACUUUCUAGCAUUAAAGACAAUAAUACUUUUAGUUCACGUAAUCUUGGAAAUGCAGAAAAUGGACAUGACUGGUCAAAAUUUAGAAGUGCAGACCAUAAAGAUCGCGAAGAAAAAAUUCAUGAAGGCAGAAAUAUUGAAACAAGUAAAAGUACAGUUAGGAUAGAAAGAAAUGAUGACCUUAGGAGAAAACAUUCUAGACGUCCUAGACCUCGAUAUGCGCAAACUACAAGACAUCGUAGAAAUCUUGAGAAUCUAAAUCCCUAUCAAAAAUUUCAUAUAAAAAGUGGUGUAUUAAAUUGGGAAGAACAAAGUGCAGAAGAUUCUAUUAGAGACAACAUAUAUGCCCAAGAAUCUAAGACAAAAAAUGGGUCUACUAAAUCACCAAUUGAUAAAUUACCCACACCAAGUCCGCGAUAUGGUCACGCAGCUUGUAGAUAUGACGGUGGUUUUGUUAUAUAUGGGGGGAAAGUACAAGAUGGUUCUUUAUCUAAUGAACUGUGGCAUUACAAUGUUAACACACGCACCUGGACAUUACGAGCAAAAAAUUCUCCAUUUUAUCCACCGCAAUUAACAAGGCAUACUCUUACUUUAGCAAAUAAUUAUAUUUAUCUUUUUGGUGGUAGUACAGUUGACGGUGAAUUUUCGUCGAGUUUGUAUAAGAUUGAAUUGAAUUUAUCUGAUCCCACAGCAACCACGGAAAGAUGGAAAGAAGUACAUCCCCGAGGUGGUAAAGAAUUGGAUGUACGUGUAGUUGCACAUUCCACUGUGUAUCAUCAUGCUACUAAUUCUUUAUUAGUUUAUGGAGGAGUAGUAGCCAGUGUAGCACGUUUCAGUAAAUUAUCAGAUAGAAUGUUUGUAUUUCAACUUGACAGAAAAGUUUGGUCUGAAAUUCAUUAUCCGAGAGCACACUUGAGAGAUACUUAUGUUCCAAGAGAACGGGCAUUUCAUACUUGUAAUAUUAUAGGGAAUUACCUAGUUGUAUUUGGCGGAUAUUCUCAUAGACAUAAUAAAGAAGAAAUUUGUUAUGAUAAUCAGAUGUAUCUUUAUCACUUAGGCUGUCAUGCUUGGGUAAGCCAUGAUGUACUAGGUUUAAAUGACAAAGAUUCUCGUUAUCCAAAACAACAGGGAGUAUUUGCACAUGCAGCAGAUGUGCGGAAUGGAAAUACAUUGCUAUUAGUUGGUGGUUAUCAUGGAAACGUAAAUGCAGAUUUGCUUGCAUAUACAUUACCGCCAAUGCUUGCACCAGGAGAUGAAGAUGAUGUAGAACCUGAACAAAUAUGUUCAAGGCAUAAAAGUUUGAUGGAAUGCACAGCUAAUCCAGAAUGUGGUUGGUGUUCGGCAGACGAGAUAUGUUAUGGCAGAACUAUUGGUAGUAACUGUACAACAAAUCUUCAAACGACGCGUUGUCUAGGCGUUUGUCCUGCACUUGGAGAUUGUCAUUCUUGUUUAAUACAUGGCCAACCUGGUGGAGGAUGGGGUACAACUGCACGUGGAAAAAAAUCUGUGUCGAAUAAGCUAAAUCGCGGAACUUGUACGUGGUGUGUCCAGAACGCACGUUGUCAUCAUAAAGAUGAUAAUUAUGGUGUUUGUGGUCUUCGAGAUGAUACACCGUCACAAAUACCUGGAUGGUGGGGUCCGAAAGGCACAGAAAUUAUGAAAGUUGAAGAAUGUCGAGAAAUGGAUAAAAGGCCUGGAUUGACAUUUUUAAAAUAUAAACCCCCAGUAAACUUUAGUCAGCCUGACUCGGUAACAAUAGUUAAUGCCACUACGGUAGAUUUUAAUGUUCCAUCUAUGCAAGGAGCAAAAACAGAAUCAGCACUUGGAGGAGAAAUGAUUGCUAGAUUAAUUGGCUUUCUCAGACCACCUCAAUCUUUUUGGGAUAGUACAGUGGAGCAUUUGAAAAUUUGUGUCAGUUAUAAUAGUGCAACUUUACAUGUAUCAAGAAGCGAUGAUCCUCAGGAAUUGGAAUUAGUUGCAAAUUUAACUGCCGAGACAUCGCAAUGUAUUCCAACAAAAUGGCCAGAUGGACAUCAAAUGAUGUUGUUGCCAGGAAGAUAUUUAUUAGAUUUCGAAUCGAAGAGAAUGGUUACUACAAGUUAUGCAUAUGCUAGUAAAAUGGAAAUUACUCACAACAAAAAAACAGAGAAUCCAAAAGUAUUUACAUUUGAAUAUCUCGAACCAUUUCAAAAUGGUUCUUGCCAUCAAUAUAAAAAUUGCCUUCACUGUUUAACCGAUUCUUCGUGCGGCUGGUGUGAUAUCAUCAAUAAAUGUCUCUCACGUUCAAUUAACGAAACGGAAAGUUGUGUCGCUGAUGUAGAGUGGGAUGAAGAUGGGAAUCCUAUUCGCGAAUGGCAUUAUUUAACUAUCACUCCUUCAGCUUGUGCUAAUUGUUCUAAUUAUAUUUCAUGUGAAUCUUGUGUUGGUAGUAAUUUGUGUGAAUGGUGGACAGAAGAAGCUCGUUGUGCAAGGAUAGGUAGACUGCCUAAUGCAGUUAUUAGUUUUGAUCAAUGUCCAAUUCCUUGUAGACAACGUUCAAAUUGUACACAAUGUUUAGAUGAGCGCGGAAGGUGCGUCUGGUGUGAGGCCACUCAGGAAUGUUUUUCUUUUUCGGUAUAUACAUCUGAAUAUCAAUUUGGUUUGUGUCGAGAAUGGAUGGAUCAAGCUGGUUUAAUGGGAGUAACAUCAAGGUCUGGAUCAUCUUUAACAGGCAAUGAUCAAUGCAAAAGCUGUAGUCGACACACGAACUGUUCGAACUGCUUACACUCAUUAAGUUGUGGGUGGUGUUACAGUUUAGAAAACCCUAUUAUAGGAGCAUGUGUACAAGGAGAUUUUAAUCAGCCGCACGUCAAUUGUAGUUUAGUCAUCAAUGAAUAUCAAAAUACCACUUUAGAUACGGAUGAAUCAGGUUGGGCAUACGCUCAAUGUCCAGACGUCGACGAAUGUGAUUUAGGUUUGCAUGAUUGUCAUCCCAAUGCAGUAUGCACAAAUACUCAUGGUAGUUUUAGCUGUCAGUGUAAAAGAGGUUUCAAUGGAGAUGGCAAAGAAAACUGUACCAAGACUUGUUAUGAGAAAUGUGUUAAUGGUUACUGUAGUGAAGCGCCUGACUAUAAAUGUGAAUGUAACCUUGGCUGGACAGGGCCAGAUUGUAGAACAAAUUGUGGUUGUUAUAAUCAUUCCACUUGCUUACAAGGACCAGGCAUUUGUGAUAAGUGUCAAGAUUGGACAACUGGUAAAUAUUGUGAAGAAUGUAAAGCAGGCAGUUAUGGCAAUGCUACAACACCUCUUGGGUGCAGAAAGUGUAAUUGCAAUGAGCAUGGAGACAAAGAUUUAAACAUCUGUGAUCUGCAAACUGGUAUAUGCUUCUGCCGUGAUAAUACACAAGGAGAUAUGUGUCAACGUUGUAAAAAAGGCUAUUAUGGCGAUCCAAGAGAUGGCGGAAUGUGUUACUAUGGUUGUAUGUCUCGAGGUAUGCUUGGGGGAGAAGGAAAUGGCAAACAAGGUCUUGGCAGCAGACACUCACAGUUAUCAUUAUGGGAAAGUCACCUUGGAGAUUCUCCAACAAGAGAGUGUCUUUGGAUAGUAAGUCCAAAAACAGAUCUUUCAUCAGACAACAUGCUCUCAGGAACUCAAAGUGUCAUACAAUUUACUAUACAUGAUGAUAUUAAUGUUAGUUGCCAAGAAAAUAGUGUUUAUGUAUAUGAUGGACUUCCUCAAUUUGUUUCAUCAUCGACUAGUCAUCAGAGUCAACUUUUAGGUGUUUACUGUACAGAAAGUACAGAUUAUCCUGUUACUGUAGAAGCUAAGUCUGGAUUUCUUACUGUUCAUUAUAAACAAUUGAACGAAGUAGAAGGUUUCAAUGCAAGUUACUUGAUAAUGACAUGUAAUGACUGCCCCGGAAAUCGAGAAUGCCGUAAUGGUAAUUGUUUAUGUAAAGCUGGUUUUGUAGGAAUCAGCUGUGAUAUCGAAAUAUGCCCUAAUAAUUGCACUUCAUCUAAGAAACAAGGAAUUUGCGAUAAAGGUUACGGGCGUUGCGUUUGUACACCUGGUUAUGGAGGACGUGAUUGCUCAGUUAAGAUUAAAGAACAUCAGUUAAUUUUUACUGAGCUGUUUAACUCCGAAUACUUAGCCGAUCAUUUAGACCAUCUGAGAAAAACUUUACCGCGAUUUGGUCAUACGUUGGUUGCUGACAGAAGGGGUAGUUUAUGGAUGUUUGGGGGAUACUCUCUUAGUCAUGGUCCUUUAAAUGAUAUUAGACUUUUUGAUACUAAAAAUAAUACAUGGAUGCCUAUUACAGUAGAAUCUACUUCAGAGGCAACGAUGCCUCAAGGUAGAUAUUUCCAUGCAACUGAAAUAGUCCAUAGUAGACAACAAAUAUAUGUCUAUGGUGGUUUGUCAAUGAAACAAGAAGAUAUUCAAGGAUUAUCGAAUAACACUUUAAGCGACUUUUGGAAAUUUAGUUUGCAAAAUCAGAGGUGGAUGCAAAUUAUACAAGAUGAAUUUAAGAGAGAACCACCACUUUUGGCGGGACAUACGUUAACUUUACGUAGAAAUGGAGAAUCAGAAAGUCUAAUAUUAAUUGGAGGAUUUAGUCCUAAGUAUGGUUACCUCGAUACAGUAUGGGAAUUUAAUUUAGAAACCGAAGCUUGGGAUACAAUAAAUACAAUUGGAAAUGGACCAUUAGGAGUAUAUGGUCAUUCAACUGUAUACCAUAGCAAGUCAGAUAGUUUUUACAUUUUUGGUGGAUACACUUAUGCGAUAAAUCGAACAUUUAUUUCUAAUAAAUUAUAUGCAUUGAAUUAUAAAACUCGCACGUGGUCUGUACUUCCACCAUUUGAUGAUGAUCUUACUGAUGGAAGUAGUUUACCACAAGCUAGAUUUCUUCAUUCUGCUGUCACUACUGAUGAAUAUAUGGUAAUAUUUGGUGGUCGUCAAAAUCCACAUAAUACUUCUGAUUCAUUAAUUGCUUAUAAAUAUUCAUGUAAUUUAUGGAUUCGUUUAAUAACAAAAGACAUGGAAGUUAUUGGAAGUCCGCCACCACCAGCAUAUGCUCAUGCAAUGACUCAUGCUGAUCCAGAAUCUAAUGCUGUAUAUGUAGUUGGUGGUUUUGAUGGUGGAAUUAAAAGCCAUGUCACACUUAUAAGCAUACCGGAAGAUCUGUGUAAUCUUUGGACAGACAAAAUCACUUGCAGAAAAUAUUUUGGAUGUUCCUUUUGUUCUGUUAUCACAAUUAGUGGAAAAAAUGCUUCAUUUUGUUUCUCUAAUGAAGUAUCAAUUAAUAAAGAUGACAGAUGUGAUAUUAACGUCACACAAGCUCAACGAUCAAAUGGAAUUUUUUGUAAUUCAGAAUGGAUGGUCAGUAGAAAAUGUCAAAAUUUUAAAACUUGCACAGAAUGUUUAGCAGAAUGGCCAUAUUAUCAAAAUGACGAGCCAGUAUGUAAAUGGUGUACAAACUGUCCAAAUGGAAAGUGCAUACCGUCCGAAAAAGAUUGCGACGAAUUAAAUAAAUGCAAUAUUAGACAAAUAUCGGUAACAGAUGUAAAUCAAUGUGGAGAGCGACAAUGUCCAGCAAGUGAUUGUGAGAAAUGUAAUAGCCUUGAAGGUUGCGUGUGGACAAGGCAGGUUUUAAAAACAUCGGAAUUAGGACUUGCAGUAACGGGAGAACCCGUAUACGAUUGGAAUUGUGUACCAGAUGACAUUUUUGAACGAUCAAGUAUUAAAAUGGGAAGUACGCAAUGUGAAAAACGAUGCGCUGAUCAUAAAGACUGUAGAAGUUGUCUAAAAGGCACGGGGGCCGAAGGUGGUUGGCGGGAAUGUAGAUGGUCGACGCAGCUUAAUGAAUGUAUUUCUCCGUCAUAUCAACCUCUAUACUGUGCUGGCGGUGUAUGUGGACUAGUAUUACGUAGUUCCGAUAUGGAUCAUUGUCCUGAACCAUGUUCAGUUUUUAAACAAUGCAGUACAUGUUUGAAACACUCGCAUUGCGGGUGGUGUUCUCUGGAUUCAGCUAAUAUAACUGGACAAGGAAUAUGUACAGAAGGCUCUCUUGAAGCACCAGCAGACCAUCCAGCUGGUGGAACAUGUGGAAUGUUAUACGAUCAACAAUUUCCUCAAACUGAACCACAGUCUUUGGGAAUCCUAGAUAAUGUUACAAUGCUAAUCCCGAAUGUAAUAUUAAAACCAGUAUUUUCUUGGCAUUAUGUAAGAUGUCCACCAGAAAAUGAAUGUACGAACGGACACCAUACGUGCUCUCCAAAAAGUGAAAAAUGUUUCGAUUUAGAGGAAGGAUUCGAAUGCAUGUGUGGCGACGGAUAUAAAACUGAAACCCCAUCAUCAUUUAACGAAUUUGGGAGAAAAAUUUGUGUUCCGAUGUGUAUGCAAGGUUGCGUUAGAGGAACGUGUAUAGAACCAAAUGUUUGUCGUUGUGACUUUGGCUAUGUAGGUGCCAAUUGUUCAAUUCAGUGCCAGUGUAAUGGUCACAGCAAUUGUGCCGGCCCAGAUAGAUUAGAUGUUUGCUUAGAGUGCCAUAAUAACACUAUGGGACCACAAUGUGACAAAUGUUUGCCUUUGUUUGUUGGAAAUCCAGCGGACAAUGGACAAUGUGUUCCUUGUCUUGAGUAUUGCAAUGGGCAUACUCGAAUAUGUAUUAAUGAAAGCAUGACUGUACCGGAUCCAAAUUCAAUUGAUAAGAUGUCUAUAGAAUUAUUAAAAAAGCAAUUAGUUGAAGGCCCUGUAGCUAAAGCAAAAUGCGUAAACUGUGGAAAUAAUACGAAAGGUGACAAAUGUGGGGAAUGUAUGACUGGUUAUUUCAGAGGAACCGAAGAUCUUCGUGACGUAUGUCGACCUUGUGAAUGCCACGGACAUGGAUUCACUUGUGAUCCUGUAACAGGGGAAAAGUGUAAUUGUGGUAAUAAUACAGAGAGUGAUCCAACUUGUACCAGUGGACCUAUGAAGGGUACAAACACUGGUGGCUCACCAUGUUGGAUGGUGCAAUGCAGUAAAUGUAAAGAAAAUUAUGUUGGUAAACCAACUAUGGGUCAUCAGUGUUAUAAAACUAUAACAAUUGAGAACAAGAUGUGUUUUGAUUCUCAAUUAAUAGAUGAAUGUAAAAUGAAACCCAAACCAUUGAAUCCCGGUCAAACGAUAUUUUAUAUGGUACAACCACGUUUUAUGAAUGUCGAUAUUAGACUCAUGUUGGAUGUAACUCAAGGGGCUUUAGACCUAUUUCUUAGUCCUCGGGAUGAUUCUUUCGUUGUUACAUUAAAUUCAUCAACUGGAUAUCAAGAUGUCGAAUUGGAUAGCAGAUUUAUAUGGCGUAAGGAUCCACAUAAUAUAUGGUUAGAUAAACAAACUCAUAGCCAAAUGAAAAUUGUCGAAUUCCAUCCCCAUAACACGUUUUCAUUUGCUAUGAACGGCACUACUACCGAACCAACUUGGAAUACCGGUCCUCAAUACAUUGUGAUGGAACGCUACGCAAACGGUUUGAUUACGUUUUUAACAAUCGAGAAUAGAAACACGUUCUUGGUUAUUAGAAACCUUACGAAUCGGUUGAUCUUAAUAUUGCCACAGAACAAACAUGAACUUCACGAAACGAGAUUUCAUAUCGCAUUGAGGGCAAUUGAUCCUGUACAUCCGGAAAUCAGUGGUCGAGCAGCUUACGGGAUGAUUUUUUUUCGACAGGAUCAACUUCACAUCGAUUUGUUCGUCUUUUUUUCUGUGUUUUUCUCUUGUUUUUUCUUAUUUUUAGCUGGUUGCAUAGUCGCGUGGAAAGCGAAACAGGCGGCAGAUGUUCGAAGAGCGCGGAGAAGGCAUGUUGUCGAGAUGUUGCAUAUGGCUAAAAGACCAUUCGCAUCGGCUACCAUCAUUUAUGACCGAGAUGGUAACGAUUGUAAUGCAAGCUCGCCUCAACGGAAAAGCAGACGUAAUAAAUUAGUUAGCGUUCACAGUGACGUUAGACCGGUAGCAGUUGAGCCUACUGACGAUGGAGUAGCUGCUGUAGCUACUGUUUUCAUUAGAUUGCCUGGUGGUCGACAAGCUCCUGUUGAAUUAGCUCUUGGCAGCUCAUUAAUACUGUUAACCAGAGUUUAUCCAGUUAACAGUAGAGUGUUCCUAAGACGUAGAAACAGUCACGCGUUGAACUGAGCUUCUUUCUGUAGAGAUUUAUUUUCAUCUGUUCGUUAUUUUCACUUUUAAGUCUGCUUAUGCUCUCGAAACCUAUAGCAAAAGAAAUAUGUAGCUAUCAUGUUUAUUCUUUAUCUUUAUCGGUCGUUUGAUCUCAUCUUUUUAAUUAUUGACUUAUUUGUGGUAUUUGGUACGCGAUCAUAUAAAUUAAAAAUCUUUUUACGAAAAGCAUUUAUAUUUUUUGAACUUGUGUAAAUCGAAUCGACGAUUUCACUUGUUAAAUUUUAAUAACGAUGUUUGUCCUUCGUCAUCGUUGACAUUGUUCAAUGUCCGCCAGUAAUAUGAAAUGUUAGUCUGAUGGUUGUAUUAUAGUUCUAAAGUUAUAGGUGUAUUUGAACUAAAUGAUAAUAUAUAUACACACUCACACCUACAUAUAUAUUGUCAUACCAUUCCAUGACGAGACUGUAUGUUUGUAUAUAAAGAUAUGUAAUUAUGCAUUAAUUCGUAAUUUAUAUAAUUUUGUAGAAGAAUUUUAUGUAACGGGACAUGAUUUUGUGUCUUGAAGCAUUCGCAGCUACCUUCUGAGGAAAGUGGAUGAUUUUAUCGGUGUUUUAUGAAAUUUUGCAUUACCAUCUAAUCGAAAUAUACAUAUGAAAGGAAAUAUAAAAAAAGGCAGCUAUAGGUAUUAUUCUACUUAUUAAAAUCUUGUUUGUAUUCUAAUAUCUAGAAUGAAAUUGCCGAAAAAUUUAAUAAAUAUGAGAUUCUCAAUCAUAAUGUGCAAAUCUAAGUGAGUGACUAAGACAACUGAUGUUGUUAUUAUUAUGAAUGAAUUAUUAAAAUAUUAGUUAUCGAACAAAUUGUAAAGCUUGAAAUGAUACAAUAUUUCACCAUAAACGCUUUUAAGAUUAUAUGCAGUGCAACAAAAAUACGAUAGUAAUAUGUCAACUGGCACUGCUAUUUUCUAACAGUUAAUAAACAGGGUGAUUUUCAAAUAUGACGCAUAUUUUAGUAAAAGAGAUAUAGCAAGAUAAUAAAUUAAAUGUUAAGUAAACAUAUCAAUUAAUUUAGCAUAGAUCGAAUGGAAAUAUUUUGAAUUUGUAAAAGUCAUUCAUAAACUGAUCAUAUGCUCCAGAUAUGUUGACCACCUUAUAUUUCCAUGGAUCUUUUUAAAUUACUGUUUUUACGUUUAAAAUCAGUAUACUUUCAUGUGACUAAUUUUAAUUAAUUUUAUGAUCUUGCUAUAUCUGUUUUACUAUGAGUGCACAUGUUCAUGUGUUUGUAUGCUACAUUAAAAAGUAUGUUAGGGCUGCGAUCGAAAAUGAAUUGUAUCCGCAUAAUUAAAAAAACGAUCAGUAUUAGAAAAAGUUGAUUAGAAAGAAGCUCGAUAAUGCGUGCGUCGAAAAGGUUCCUAUGCCAAAAAAAAACUGAUGAGGAAUGAUAUGAGCGUCAUAGCAUAAUGACAUAUUAUUUAUGACAAGAAACAAUAGAUAUGUAAAAGAUUUCAAUUAGAGAAUGUUGUAAAUAUGAGGGAUGCACAUUGCAAAUGUUAAUCAUCGAUACCAUAUAAUAUCAUUUGUAAAAAUAUUAAUAGUACGAUAUCGUCAAUAAUGAUUUGUAUUUGGUGAAACUGAAAGCAAAACGCGUCCUUUAUCAAAAAUGAUAAACCAAGGUUACGUAUUAAUCAAAAUAUAAAAGUAAAACAUAGGAUGUUGAUGUAAUGAUAUUAAUAAUGCAUACUCUUAGGAUAACUAUAAUAAGCAAAUUAAUUGAGAAAGUGAGCGAUGUAGUGACAUAAGUAGGUGUAAAUAUCACGAGGCGUUUUAUGCUAAGCUGUUAUGCAGUAUCAAACGAGUUUAAUAUAUUCUGUACAGAUUGUUUCUCAGGAUAGUUGUUACAUGAUUUGAAUAAUUCCCACUGUAUUUGUAGAAAAAGUUUUCAAAACUAAAAGAUUUAUAUAUUAUUCAACUCAAUUUUUUUAACGCAAUUUAUUUUUUAUCAGCGAUAUAAUUAAUAUGUAUAGUAAUAUUUGAGUAAAACUAUCGUAUUUAUUCUUAACAAAUAAUAUAGGAUUAGUAAUAUUUUUUAAAAGUACAGUGUGAAAUUUUCAAACUACUUUUGGGAGCAUUCUAAUUAUGUCAUCAAUACGUUGUAAGAAUGCACGGUUGUUCCUUGAUUGUAGGAACGAUGAUACACUGAGUAAUUGCUAAGUAUGCAUAUGACAAUGCAGCACAUCCUGUCUAUUGAAUCUCCGAAUUUAUUUGUAUUUUUUUGCUCGUUUCAUAAGUCUCGUCAUCACGUAUCACGUCGAUUAUUUUUUUGUUAUCUGUUGCUAUAUUUCUCUGUAUUUCUCUCUCUCUUAUCUUACUAGCAUAUCAUUUUCAUGUUUCAUUUUCAUCAUGGUGUACAAUUUUAUUUGUUUAUCUUCAUGCGACCAACUAUCCUAAUAUUCAUCGCGAGAUUUGCGCGACAGCCUGUAAGCAUAUGUAUAAGAAUAAUACAAACUAACGUGUAUGUACAUUUAUAUAGAUUUACGUGAAUAGAGAUAUAUUAUAUAUAUAUAUAUGUAUACACAUACUAUAUAUACACAGUAAAUGUAUAAUUUCUCGGUUGUACAGAUCUGAGCGUUAUCUCCAAAAUGUUCUAUUUUAUAUAUGUAUAAUUUUUACAUUGCAUUCAAUGUAAGCGAUAUCUUCCAAUGCCGGCAUUGUAUCAUCGCGUAAACAAAAAAAAAAAAAAAAAAAAAAAAAAUGUUUGUAACAUUAUGAGACACCAUCGUUUAUAAAAGUAAUAAUGAAAAGGUUGUGAAGUCCGGGUGCCGGCAUCCCUACAAGGAUUCGCCAGCUUCGUGGAUUUAUUUGUACUGUGGGGAGGAAUCUGAGGUUGUGCUAAUGAAGAUUAAUGAGUUGUAUUGAGAAAGCUUUAAUAAACGUGUGUAAAAUUGGGUUUCA
Bombus pascuorum is the source of this 12648-nucleotide messenger RNA. RefSeq names its product multiple epidermal growth factor-like domains protein 8 (gene Megf8). The transcript is spliced from 24 exons. Gene Ontology annotation, molecular function: protein binding; calcium ion binding. The coding region runs from base 635 to 9721 and encodes 3028 amino acids. Lineage: Eukaryota; Metazoa; Arthropoda; Insecta; Hymenoptera; Apidae. The record is from RefSeq and is a predicted model, not a curated record.